Messenger RNA from Grammomys surdaster, 4258 nucleotides. RefSeq names its product zinc finger and BTB domain containing 6 (gene Zbtb6). The record is from RefSeq and is a predicted model, not a curated record. Gene Ontology annotation, biological process: regulation of transcription by RNA polymerase II. Gene Ontology annotation, molecular function: DNA-binding transcription factor activity, RNA polymerase II-specific; protein binding; RNA polymerase II cis-regulatory region sequence-specific DNA binding. NCBI's taxonomy places the organism in Eukaryota, Metazoa, Chordata, Mammalia, Rodentia, Muridae. The transcript has 3 exons. Bases 255 to 1526 code for a protein of 423 amino acids.
GCGGAAAAAGUAAGGAAGAAAGAGCAUCUCAGGAUGUUCUUCCGGGGCGUCCAGACAACCUCCGUAAAGAAUAAAGCUGGUUGACUCCGGAAGCGUUUCCUUCCAGGCUAAGUCCAUCUUCCGGCCUGGGCUGCCGUUGCCGCGGAAGCCUCAAAGCCAGUUUUGCUAGUCGAUGCAUAGUGAUGAACAAUUUAACAUUAAGGAGCUGGGUGUAUGAAAAACGGACCAAGAUCAAUCUAUAAAAGAUUGUGGCCAUGGCUGCGGAGUCUGAUGUUCUACACUUUCAGUUUGAACAGCAAGGAGAUGUGGUCCUACAGAAAAUGAAUCUCUUAAGACAGCAGAAUUUAUUCUGUGAUGUAUCGAUUUAUAUUAAUGAUACUGAGUUCCAGGGGCACAAGGUGAUUUUGGCUGCUUGCUCCACUUUCAUGAGAGAUCAGUUUUUACUCACACAGUCAAAACAUGUCAGAAUCACCAUUCUACAGAGUGCAGAAGUCGGCAGGAAGUUGCUGUUGUCCUGCUAUACUGGAGCGCUUGAAGUAAAAAGAAAAGAGCUUUUGAAAUACUUGACUGCGGCCAGUUACCUUCAGAUGGUUCACAUUGUAGAGAAAUGCACAGAAGCUUUGUCAAAGUAUUUGGAGAUUGAUCUUUCUAUGAAAAAUAACCAACACACUGACUUGUGUCAAUCUUCAGAUACAGAUGUUAAGAAUGAAGAAGAAAAUUCUGAUAAAGACUGUGAGAUCAUUGAAAUUUCAGAAGAUAGUCCUAUAAACCUAGAUUUCCAUGUCAAAGAGGAAGAAAGCAAUCCAUUACAAUCUGCUGCAGAGACACUGACAUCAGAGCGAAGGGGACUCCAGUCACCAGAGCUCUCAACAGUAGAUGGUGGCUUUAAAGAGAAUGAAAUUUGUAUCCUCCAUGUAGAAUCCAUCAAUACAGAUGAUGUGGAAAAUGGGCAGUUUUCACAGCCUUGUACCUCAUCCAAAGCAGGCAUGUAUUUCCCUGAAACACAGCAUUCGUUGAUCAAUUCAACAGUUGAGAACAGAAUGACAGAAGUUCCUGGAAAUACAAAUCAAGGGUUAUUUUCUGAGAAUUCUGAUGGAAGUCAUGGUACGGUAAAUGAGAUUCAGAAUUUGGAUGAGAAUUUUUCCUUGAGGCACCAGUGCCCCAGGUGUCCGCGGGGCUUUCUUCAUGUAGAAAACUAUCUGCGGCAUCUUAAGAUGCAUAAACUCUUUUUGUGCUUGCAGUGUGGGAAAACAUUUACACAAAAGAAAAAUCUUAAUCGGCACAUUCGAGGACACAUGGGUAUACGGCCCUUCCAGUGUACUGUGUGUUUGAAGACCUUUACUGCUAAAAGCACACUUCAGGACCACUUGAACAUACACAGUGGGGACCGGCCAUAUAAAUGCCAUUGUUGUGAUAUGGAUUUCAAACACAAAUCUGCUCUCAAAAAGCACUUAACCUCUGUUCAUGGCAGGAGCAGCAGUGAAAAGCUAUCUAGGCCUGAUCUCAAACGGCAGAGUCUACUGUGAUCAAAUCAAUGACUUUUGAAGUAAACAGAAUCUCUUUGUUAGACAUAUUUGUUUAUAAAAAUGCAGCAUUUGUAGUGUGUCACCUUCCCCCCCAAUCUGUAUAAUUUGUUUUUGUUCUUACUUGUUAUUCAUUCUGAACUUCUAAUAAUUCCAAAGUUGUGAGUGGUGUGAUUAAGUUUAUGAGAUUCUACGUUGUCUCAAAUAUUAUGUAUUAGUCCUCUGUUCAGUAAUUGCAGAUUCUGAUUUGUAGUUUUUAGAUGAGUAAUUUAAUGUCCAACUAUAUAGAACUUUAAUGAGGUGAGAUGACAAGAAAAUAGACUUGAAAGCAUAGUAUUGCACAUCACUAUUAAUCUUAAAAGCAGAUAGGACUAGCAAUUUUUUAAAAUUUAACCAGUGUUCUUGAGUUUUAACCAGAACAUCAACUAAAGGAGCACAGUUCAGAUUCACAUGAGGCCAGCAGAAUGUCCUUAGAAUUGCAUUACUUAAAUGUCCAACAGAAUAUAAUUAGGCCCUUUCACCCCUUCCAACUCUAAAUUCUACUAAGAGUUCUUCAUCAAUAUAACUUGUUCUAAUCUGUGGUGAUAUAAAACUGGAAUUUUGUGUUCCCUUUUGAUAGUUUUUAACCCAACAUAAUGCCAUUGAGCUUGAUUUAUGUGUAUAUUAGCAAGUCAUUAUAUAUAACAUAGUUGGAUUAACAUAGUGGCCAAUGCAAGUAUUUUCUUGGCAUAGAUUGGCAAGUUACUUUUCUCAAAUAUUCCACUUUCAUCAAAGACAUUAUUGUACUGUUUACUUAAGGUUUCUUUUUUGUUGUUGUUGUUUUGGCUUACAUGCACUAAAAUUGACCUUCUCUAUGGAAUUACAUUUCUACAAAUUUAAUUCAUAUCUAGUUGUCUGCAAUUAGGACACAGAAUAAUUCUAUCAGAUUCCAAAAUCCUCUUAUGCUGCUCUUUUAUAGUUCACCCCUUCCAACUCUAAAUUCUACUAAGAGUUCUUCAUCUGUGGUGAUAUAAAACUGGAAUUUUGUGUUCCCUUUUGAUAGUUUUUAACCCAACAUAAUGCCAUUGAGCUUGAUUUAUGUGUAUAUUAGCAAGUCAUUACUUUUUUACUCUCUUAUUUUACUUUUGUGUAGUAGUAUUUUGUAUUAUCUGUGUAGCCCAGGCUGGCCUCAAAUUUGCCUCAAUUCUUGAGCACUGAGAUUAUAUCUGGGCCCUUUUUUUUUGUUUUGAAUUGCCUAUGUAUGCAUUUUUUUUCAAGCAGUCACCAGGUUAAUAGUUUUAAUUUUCAAAAGCUACUAGAAUUAGUUAUAAUGUCUCAUUUGUAUGAAUAUCUGUACAUUCAAAACUUUUGCCCUUACAAUAAAGAACAAAAUUUACUGCUGGGCAAAUCCCCUUCCCUGACCAUAGGAAGAACUCACUUUUAAGCUGUCCUAUUUCUCUACAUAACUCAGUUCUGUGUAGAGUUUCUACUGUAUUUAAGUUCUAUUGACUCUUUUCUGUAUUUUAACAUGUAAUAUACUUUGUACUAUAUAAGAGUUUUGUGAAAAUCAUGUAGAUGUUAUAUAUAAUUUUUGUGACACUUUUGUGGGACUAAUGCUCUACAUAGAAUUUUUAACUCUGGGAAAGACUUUAAAGAAAAUAAGUUUCACAGUUACUUUAUAACCCAAGUCUCUAGUUAGUGACAUAGAGCAGGUCACCUGUCCUUCAAGUUUUCUUAAUUUUAUAUAAAAUAACUUUGAUCUUCAUAAUUUGUAGAAUUAUUUCUAAGUCUAAAUUUCUACAAAUUUAUAUUCAUGUGAACAGAGGAGACAUUUAUGUCUCUACAAACACUGCUAUUUGAGUACUGUCUUGGAAAUGGAACUAUUUUUAAGGUAAACAUUUUGUUCUACUGGAUAAUGGAAUGGUUCAGUGGCUAAUUUCCUUUCCCACAUGACUUAAUAAUGUCGUUAUAAUUGUGAACGUAUUUCCCUCAGAGAAACAGUUUGUGACCAAAGUGCUUCUCUUAUUUUUGCUUCCUGAAUUGAAUUUUGGAAGGGAGGGCUAGGGAUGGGUGAAGGGGGUAAACUAUAGUAAACAAUCUACUAUACUGUGUGUUUGGAACAUUUUGAUUGAAGGUGUUUUAAGUUUUAUUCGUGCCUUGUAAGAUUGUUGUAAAAUCAAAAUUUGUGAGCACUUUGAAAGUUUGCUUGUGGGAAGGGUGUUUUAUAAAGUAGUUUUUAUUUAUAUUAUUUAUUAUUAUUAUGUGGCAGAUUGAUUUCAAAACAUUCCUAGGAGCUAGGCAAAGUGCACAUGCUUGUAAUUCCAGCACUUGGGAGAUAGAGGCAAGAGAUUCAAUUCAGGGCCAGUUUUCCUUAUAUAUAGCUAAGUUUGGGGCCAGCCUCAUAUACAGGAGAUAUUGUUUUAGGAGAAACAACAAAAAAGUAAAAGAAAAAAAACAUUCCUGGGAGAGUAUCUGUUUGCAUGACAUUUCUGAAAAUUCAGCAAAGUAGAAUCUGUAAAGGUAUGUAGGUAUGACAAAGUAAAGUGUAGCAUUUAUUAAUUUUAAAUACUUUUAGCUGUUUGUUUAUGACCGAAAAAAGCAGUAUGUUUGGGUUGAACCUUGUAUGUACUGCAUUUAUAUGUGUAAAAGAUCUUGAAAAGGUAGUUGUUACUUUGUUGUAGAGAAAAUCCUUUCCUCUUUUCAUUGGAUGUAAUUAUGUUUGUAUGAAACAAUAAACUGGAGGUGGGAAUGGACAA